AUGUCAGACGCGUCUCUUCUAUCAGAUAGUGUUUCAAAGCUGUCUCUGUUGUCUCCGUCAGUGUCCGUACCGGACUGGUCUCUUCUCCCCGAGGAGCUACUUCACAUUAUAUCCAAGAAGCUGGAUGAUUGUUUCGAUGCUCUUCAUGCUCGCUCCGUUUGCACCUUGUGGCGAUCAAUCUUUCCCUUUCCUUCUUACCUAUCACGCACACGUUACUCUCUUCCCACGCUCGAUAACAAAGGCACGUGGAGCCUCGAGAAGAUCCCUUUGUUCCUCUUUAGAAACCGAGCUCUUGCUUCUGACUUCUUCUUGGGAGGGAUAAGGCGAGAUGAGCCAGAAGAGGAGGAGGAGCUUCCAUCUCCUAUCCAAUGCUCAGUGAAAGUGGAGAUUCCAGAUUCUGAUCCAAGGUUGAUGAACCUGCUCGACUGCCAGAUCAUCCCUCUUGGUCAUCAGUACAGAAUGAUCGGUUGCAAUGCUAAAGAAUACAGAAACGUGGCUCUUCUUCCGCUUAACCAAGAAGAAGGAGGAAGAGAUUAUGUUGUUCUACUUAACUUCACUAAAGUUCUGUUAGUGUUUAGAAGUUUUGAAAUGAGGUGGAGGCGGCUUGAGGCACUCACAACAGCUACGUGCGAGGCUUUAUUCACUUUUAGAGGCAAAUUUUAUGCAAUCUUUAUAAACGGUGACGUUUUCGCUUUCGAUCCUCAUUUCCUGGAACUGACUCCUCUCAAGCCCCUGGAGCUAGUAAACUGUGGUUCAUGCAAUGAUCUGGUUCAAUGUGGUGAUGAUGAACUUUUCCUGGUUGAGAAAAUCAUCCCUCGUAACGACGAGGUGUUAUACUUCAGUCGAUUAACGCUAAGAGUGUGUAGGCUAGAUGUGGAGGCUGGUCAAUGGGUGGUGGUCACCCAUAUAGGAGACCGUGUGUUUAUCAUCGGAGACUUGGGGAAUGUCUCAUGCUCGGCUAAAGAGUUUCCUGAUGGUUGUGGUGUGAGUGGGAACUCAGUUUUGUAUACUCAUAAGCCAUGGAAUGAAACAUACUUCUACAAAUAUGGAGUGCAUACAGGACGCGAGGAAGACGACCUCAACUGUUGGAGGUAUUCAGGAGAUAGUCUGGUGACUAUCCUCAGCACUUCUCCUGUGGUGGCUCUACGGGUCGAGAGCGGUGUGUUUAAUCCUUACUAG
Molecule: messenger RNA, 1179 nt
Organism: Eruca vesicaria subsp. sativa (arugula)
Lineage: Eukaryota; Viridiplantae; Streptophyta; Magnoliopsida; Brassicales; Brassicaceae
Source: the annotation of a GenBank genome assembly